Cephus cinctus (wheat stem sawfly) is the source of this 1657-nucleotide messenger RNA. It is a transcript of the gene Dph2, whose product is annotated as 2-(3-amino-3-carboxypropyl)histidine synthase subunit 2. Gene Ontology annotation, molecular function: 2-(3-amino-3-carboxypropyl)histidine synthase activity. Lineage: Eukaryota; Metazoa; Arthropoda; Insecta; Hymenoptera; Cephidae. Gene Ontology annotation, biological process: protein histidyl modification to diphthamide. The record is from RefSeq and is a predicted model, not a curated record. Bases 154 to 1575 code for a protein of 473 amino acids. The transcript has 4 exons.
UAUGUAUAUGUAUAUGGUUGUCGCGUAAUCACAUUUGGUCCCGUGAUGUGGUCAGUGUAGCUCUGAGCCGCUUGGAGCGCGUUCAAAAUGAAUGUUUUUGCGUCAGGGAAACUUUGUAAACAGCACACGUGAAACAUAUUAUUCAAAUAAAAUAUGACGAGCACUAGCUUUAGUAGCAGUGAAAUUGUGGCUUUGUCAAAGCUCGCCGAAGUUGAGGGUCAGGUUGUCAAAACGUCGAGUGACAAUUUACUGGAGACGUAUGAUUUAGAAAAAUGUGUGGAAUGGUGCAAAAGGCACUCUCUGGAAAAGAUUUGUCUACAAUUCCCUGAUGCCCUUUUAACUGACUCAGUGCAAAUUGUUUUGUACCUGGAGAAACGCUUAGGAAAAAAAAUUUACAUUCUUGGCGAUACUUCCUGUGGUAGUUGUUGUAUAGAUGAAGUUACAGCUCAGCAUAUCGAUGCGGAUGGAAUUAUACAUUUUGGCCAUGCAUGUCUCAAUCCCACAAGUCGACUACCUGUGUUUCAUGUAUUACCAAAAAAGAAAAUUGAUGUGGAAGUCAUCUGCAAGGAGUUUGAAAAAUACUUCCGGGAUCGAGAUCAUAAAAUUCUUUUAUUUUAUGAUGUUUCUUAUGCUCAUGCUAUUGAAUCCAUUUAUUCUACUCUCAAGCCAAUUUUCAAGAGUCUCAUUUUGUCGACACUAAAUUGCACAUCUAAUGUGGAUUUUACGGACAAUGCAAAUGGUAGUGCAGUAGUUUUAGGUAGAAGUUAUGAUUUAGAUAAUGGCUAUAGGAUACAGGAUUACGAGGCUGUUUUUCUUGGACCAAAUGGAAAGACUCUCUCUAAACUAGCAAUGACCAUUCCAACAAGAAAUUGGCAUCAUUCAGAAGGCCUUGAAUUUCAUGAAUUCAGUGUACUAAAUUCUUCGUGGUUAAAAAGACGAAGAUAUCUCGUAGAGAAAUUAAAAGAUGCCAAAGUAGUUGGUAUAGUCGUGGCUACGCUUGGUAUAAAGGAUUAUCUUGAAGCCAUCGAUAUGGUAAAGAAAGCUCUCAAAGCAAAGAAUAAAAAAUCCUACAUACUCAGCAUUGGCAAGCUAAAUUCAGCUAAGCUCGCCAAUUUCCCAGAGAUGGAUGCAUUCGUAGUCAUAGCCUGUCCAGAAAACGACGUGUUUGAUUCUAGAGAAUUUUUCAAGCCUAUGCUUACGGUUUACGAGGUCGAAUUGGCAUUUAAUAAUUCGCGAGAAUUCUCCACGCACUAUUGCAUGGAUUUUAGACAAAUAUUAUCCGGAGGACAGAAUUAUAUUGAAUUCAAUGCGUCCACAGAAUCAGACGUGUCUCUGAUCUCAGGAGGCAUUCGGAACUUGGUAGACGAUCUACCACCAGUAGAUCGUAUGGAUGCUCUUGUCACAAAGUCCCAGGGUACCGUGGCAGUUGGUAAAGCUGGUGCAACUUAUCUUAUUGGCAGAUCCUGGCAAGGUCUCGAACAACGACUUGGUCAGGACUGCAUACGACCUGUUGAGAAAGGCCGAAGUGGACUGCCUAUGGGAUACGAAAACGAGCCUAUAUCACGUGAAAGUUAAUAUUAAAGCUACCAAAUAAUUUAUUUAUAGUUUAUUAAUGCGCUCUCGACUUAAUAAAAGAUUUAAUUACUAAUAUCGUCAA